CGCGCGGUAAAUGACCAAAUACCAAUUAUUGUUAACGAAAAACUUAUUUCAAUUGGAUUUAGCCUGUGUUUCGUGUUUAAUCUCAAGAUAAUAUAUGAACUUUUAAUAAUUCUUUAUCAAGUGUGCAACUAUGCCGGCUUCUUGGGAACACGACAUUCUCCACGAAAAUGGAAGUUCAUCACAUAAGUCAUCUCGACUUUCUAAGAAGAACACUCAAAUGAAAAUCACAAGUAUGUUUCCCGCGAAACGCAGCAGGAGUCCUGUGUGCAGUCUUGAAGUUAACGAAAAUAAAAAAAUUAAACUUGAUAUUGUUGAAUUACCUAAACCAACAACUGACUGCCUCAAUAAUAGCAUUUCCAAUGAAAACAUACCUUUGGAUGAAAAGAAAUGUGAUGAUAACAAUCUAAUCACUGGAAACAAUGAAAUAAGUAAUAAUAAUAAAUCUUCAGAAAUAAACAAAAAUAAAGUAUUAAGUGACAUCCAUCAAAAUGAUGAAGCAAUGCAAAAUAAAUUGACAAAAAAUGGUAAUGCUGAUAGGCCCAAUAUUGAGCAAGAAGCAAAUAAAAACCUACCAGACCUGGAGAAAUGUACCGUUUGCAGACAAUAUGUGAAUAACUCUGAUAUCAUCUACUACCAGGGUCAUCCCCAGGAUGCUGUAGAGGAAUUUAUAGCUUUAACAAACGAAAAAUUAACACUUUCUUCUGGUCAGGAUGGUGAUGUAAUGGAGAGACCACAAACAUAUAUAACUGGAUUUUCAAUAUUUGAUGAGUAUGGCCACUUGUGUCCAAUUGAUGCAGGCCUUGUUGAAAGUGAUGUACGGAUUUAUAUGUCGGGGUAUCUCAAGUCCAUCUGCUCUGACUCAGCGGAUAUUGACGAGGAAUCUUGUCCAGUAAAAGAUUGUGGGCCUAUUGUAGAAUGGUAUAUCCAUGGCUUUGACGGUGGAGCUAAUAACUGUAUCACCUUGUGUACUGAAUAUGGUGAAUACAAUUUACUUAAGCCUAGUACAGCAUAUAAACCUCUCAUGGACAAUCUUUAUGAAAAAAUAUGGCUCAGUAAAGUCAUAAUAGAGUAUAUAGAAGAGUAUCAUUAUCUUCAACCGACAUAUGAAGAUCUAUUGGAAAUAAUCAGAGGACAUACGGUUCCAGAUCUAGAUGAUAAGAAAAUGUCAGAAGAAAUGCUCCACAAACAUGCUCAGUUUAUAUGCGACCAAGUCGUAGGUUUAGAGGCAGACGAAGACGAGAAGCCUUUGAUCACAUUACCUUGCAUGAGGGAACUAAUUAAAUUAAUGGGAAUUAAAUUUGGCAAUCGGAAAUUCCGUGCUAAAAUUGAUUACAAAAAGGUCGAUAAGAAGGCAUGGACCAAAGCGACCACUACUCCUCUAGUGCAGAAAACAUUCGAAAGUUUCUUCUCUAACCAAUUAGACAAGACUGACCAUGAACUUACUUUAAGGAAAAAAAGAUGCGGGGUGUGCGAGGCUUGCCAAGUGCCGGACUGCGGGGAGUGCAACGGUUGUCGCGCCAUGUGCAAGUUCGGCGGGCACGGCCGCUCCAAGCAGGCUUGCGUGCGGCGCCGCUGCCCCAACAUGGCCGUGCAGCAGGCCGACGACUCUGAGCCGGAAGAGGACGAUGACUACCAAACGGCGGAAAAGCUAAAGCUCGAUAAAAUCGAUGACGCUGUAUCGGUCAAAGAAACCAGAAAGAGCAGCAAGAAGAUUAAAUGGAUCGGGGAACCGGUCAAGGUAGAUACUACGAAAGUAUAUUAUGAAAGAGUUGAAAUUGAUGGUGCCGAGUUUUCGUUAGGAGACUUUGUAAUGCUAGAAACUUCGAAAUCAAAUAUUCCUGCCCUGAUUUCGAGAAUCAUUUAUAUGUGGGAAGAAAUUAAUAAUAAUAAAAGCCGGUGCUUUCAUGGUGAAGUUUUCUUUAGAGCUUCGGAUACUGUACUGGGAGAGGUCGGUAACGCAAGAGAAGUGUUUUUGGGGGAUCGAUGUUGCCACGGCGCCCCGCUUUCUUCUAUUUUAAGAAAAGCUUGUGUCGAAAGGCGAGAUCCUCCGCAAGAUUGGUUUAAAUUGGGAGGGAAAGAAGUCGAUGAAGAGCUUUUCGAAGAUGAUGGCAAAACAUACUUCUAUCAAAAAUAUUAUGAGAGAAUUACUGCACGUUUCGAGGACCUACCGAUUGACGCCGAAUGCCCUAAUGUCCUAAGAAAGCAUAAAUUUUGCUCUUCUUGCGAGCGCAAAUUGAGACGUGAAAUGAAAGAUAUACCUAAAGUUAUUGACAAAAUCACAGAUAAGUCGGACAUAGUUCAAGAAGCAAAUAGAACCGAAUGGACGACUGUCAAAUGGAGAGAUAAUGACUAUAAGAAAGGUUGCGGAGUAUUUCUUAAGCCGGGCACUUUCAAAUUUAAAAAUACUGUCAGUAAGAACAUAAGUAACGGGAAAAUGAAGUUAGAGAACAUCGAUGAAAAUGUAUAUACAGAGUAUUACAGGAAGAGCGUUAAUAAUAUGCGCGGCUCCAAUGCGGACACGGGUGAGCCCUUCUGCGUGGCGCACGUGGCCGCCGUGGCCGCGGCCGGCGCUGGCCCGCUUGUCGCGCCGCAGGACAUCUACCUGCGCGUCAACGUGCUCUACCGGCCCGAGAACACCACUAGCAAGUUUCCAAACAACGAAGAUCUCAAUGUAGUCUACUGGAGCGAAGAAAUCAAAGAGAUACCAUUUUCGGCCGUCGUAGGACUGUGCCAUUUAGUGUACGUGGAGAACAUUCCCCAGCAGGACUACAUACAUGAAUGGCUGGAGAUGGAUCCCAGCAGAAUCUAUUUCAGACAAUCUUUCGACCGGGCCUCGGGCGAGUUCGGUGACGUCCCGCACCACGCGAAGAUCGUCGGUCGAGGAGACAGGAGGAAAGAUAAGGGGAAGGGAAAAGGCAAGUCCAGCAAACCGGCGGACUCGAGUGUCGCUAAUACUCUGGAGAUAAACGUGAGACCUCUGAAGACCCUGGACGUGUUCGCCGGCUGCGGUGGCCUAUCGGAAGGCCUGCAUCGCUCCGGCGUUGCCGAGUGCAAGUGGGCCGUCGAGAAUCUGGAAGCCGCGGCUCAUGCGUACUCCCUGAACAACAAAAACUGCGCAGUGUUCAAGGAGGAUUGCAAUGUGCUGCUGAAGAACGUGAUGGCGGGCUUGACGCACAGCGCGGACGGCCUGCGCCUGCCCGCCCGUGGCGAGGUGGAGCUGCUAUGCGGCGGCCCGCCCUGCCAAGGCUUCUCCGGCAUGAACCGCUUUAACUCACGCGAAUACUCCAACUUCAAGAAUUCGCUGGUGGCGUCGUACUUGUCCUUCUGCGAUUACUACCGCCCCAAAUACUUCAUCCUCGAAAACGUACGGAACUUCGUCGCGUUCAAGAAGGGCAUGGUGCUGAAGCUCACGUUGCGCGCGUUGCUGGCCAUGGGCUACCAGUGCACGUUCGGAGUGCUGCAGGCCGGCCACUACGGCGUGCCGCAGACGCGGCGCCGCCUCAUCAUCCUGGCCGCGGCGCCGGGCCAGCGCCUGCCGGCUUACCCCGAGCCGACGCACGUCUUCAGCCGGCGCGCCUGCUCGCUCACCACCAUUAUCGACGGCAAACGGUUCUCGAGCAACAUUAAAUGGGACGAAUCUGCCCCGCGACGGACGGUAACGAUCAAAGAUGCUAUGGGCGAUUUGCCUGAAAUAUGUAACGGCGCUAAUAAAAUCGUGAUAGAGUACGGCUCGAUGCCUGAGACGCAUUUCCAGCGUUUGGUGCGAAGCCGAGACGAGAGCGCCAACCUUCGUGACCACAUCUGCAAGAACAUGGCGCCGCUGAUUCAGGCGCGCAUCGCCCGAAUACCCACGACGCCCGGCUCGGACUGGCGGGACCUGCCCAAUGUAUCAGUUCCUCUCUCCGAUGGAACUAAAUGCAAGGUGCUGCAGUAUCGCUACGAAGACAAGAAGAAUGGGCGCUCAUCCUCCGGCGCGCUGCGCGGCGUGUGCGCGUGCGCGGCGGGGGGCACGUGCUCGCCGGCCGACAAGCAGGAGAAUACGCUCAUCCCCUGGUGCCUGCCGCACACCGCCAACCGCCACAACAACUGGGCCGGCCUUUAUGGUCGCAUUUCAUGGGACGGGUACUUCAGCACGACGGUGACGGACCCCGAGCCGAUGGGCAAGCAGGGCCGCGUGUUGCACCCCGCGCAGAAUCGCGUAGUGUCAGUGCGCGAGUGCGCGCGCUCGCAGGGCUUCCCCGACACCUACCUCUUCGCCGGCUCCGUGCAGGACAAACAUCGUCAGAUUGGAAAUGCUGUACCGCCGCUGUUAGGUGCGGCAUUAGGCAGAGAAAUCAAGAAAGUUCUGAAUGCUUUAAAAUAAAUGUGACAUAUCUGUAUGCAAAGACUUUUUUUAAAAUAGUGUUUUAAAAUAAUUGGGACAUAAAUGUAUACAAAGAUUUUAUAUAAAUAGUGCCUUAAAAUAAUUGUAACGUAUCUGUAUGCAAAGACUUUUAUAUAAAUAGUGCCUUAAAACAAUUGUGAUGUAUCUGUAUGCAAAGAUUUUUUAUAAGUAGUGCCUUAAAACAAUUGUGAUGUACCUGCAUGCAAAGAUUUUUUAUAAGUAGUGCCUUAAAACAAUUGUGA
Maniola jurtina (meadow brown) is the source of this 4626-nucleotide messenger RNA. RefSeq names its product DNA (cytosine-5)-methyltransferase PliMCI-like. The transcript has 9 exons. Gene Ontology annotation, cellular component: nucleus. The coding region runs from base 131 to 4363 and encodes 1410 amino acids. Gene Ontology annotation, molecular function: chromatin binding; DNA binding; DNA (cytosine-5-)-methyltransferase activity. The record is from RefSeq and is a predicted model, not a curated record. Lineage: Eukaryota; Metazoa; Arthropoda; Insecta; Lepidoptera; Nymphalidae.